Exaiptasia diaphana is the source of this 1052-nucleotide messenger RNA. RefSeq lists its product as uncharacterized. The transcript has a single exon. Gene Ontology annotation, biological process: G protein-coupled receptor signaling pathway. Bases 20 to 943 code for a protein of 307 amino acids. The record is from RefSeq and is a predicted model, not a curated record. Gene Ontology annotation, molecular function: G protein-coupled receptor activity. Gene Ontology annotation, cellular component: membrane. NCBI's taxonomy places the organism in Eukaryota, Metazoa, Cnidaria, Anthozoa, Actiniaria, Aiptasiidae.
UGAUCAAGAGACUAUCAAAAUGCAUGAACURUCCGAGAAGGAGAAAACAUUUUGGUUCAUUAUCUUCGUUGCUGAAGGCGUUAUCAUCAUCUGUUGCAACGUUAUCGCAGUUAUCAUCUUCACAAGAAAAAUUCAUCAGUCAAAAUCAUGCAUUCUGUUGGUGAAUCAGUCGAUCGCGGAUUUUUUAGUCGGAGCAAAAGUUCUGUAUUUUAGCCUUCAAUACACCUCUAUUGAUUCCUUUCCCUCACACAAACUGAUAGGUGAUUGUCGACCGAUAGAAAACAUUGUUAAGUUAGUAACUUGGAACUAUGUGAUUGACGUUUCCYUGUCGUCAUUAAGUUUGAUAUCCUUAGAGCGGGCUUGUGCCGUCUUCAUGCCAUUUCGCCACCGUAUUUUGAACAAAAGGACAUACUACUACGCAAUUCUGGGAACGUGGAUAGUGUGUUUUCUACCRAGCUCGACARUUAUAAUCUUACGGUGURAAGAGGAGAAAUUACGGAACACUUUUACUUUUGCAAUUGGGAUAAUUUCGGUUUUGAGCUCUCUUUUAACAAUUGUCGUCRUCUACUUCAGUAUUUACAUCAAACUUAGGUUUUUCCCAACUAUGCACAUGAACUGCCAAAGUCAGAGACAGAUUAAACUUUGCAGAACRCUCUUCUAUGCCUCCGCAGCAUCGAUAAUCACCAUUCUCCCCUCCACACUACAACAGAUAUAUUCYAAUUCUCUAGGCAAGCAAAACAGAAACAUGAUGUGGAACUUGAAUGAAGUUUUAAUGUUGCUUUUGUUCUCAAACUCGUUUGUGAACUUUGUUAUUUAUGCUUGGAGAUUCCCAGAAUUCAGUGAGGACAUGAAAAAGUUGUUUASUUGGAAAAGACCGACCGUCAAUGAUGUAAGUGUCAUUGAAAUGACAGAGAGAAUAGGUCAAACGCGAAGUAAUAAGUGAACUUAAAGUUGGUAWAGUUUUACAUAKAAUUGCGGCUAAAAACAUUGACUGUCAGUGACUUACAUUGUGACCAUUUAGCGACAAAUGCUGUUCAUUAAAUUUGACUCAA